GAAGAAAUUUUAGUGGAUUUUCACUUUUGCAGAGUCACAUCACAAAUGGUGAUUCACCAAAGCUUCAACAUCUUAAAACAGCUGAUUCAUAUGAAGCCAGUGAAGAAAAAAAUGAACUACAGAAUUGUCAAAAUAAGCUAAAUAAAGCAGAUGCAGAAUUAGAAAGUUCAAUAAUCAUGGAUAGUGGAGUGUGUCAAAAAAAUAAGCGUCAUGAAAGAUUUUAUCUGGUAAACAAAUUCACAAUUAAAGAUCUACCAAAUGAAUGUCAAGAUAACUCAGUGUUUGAUUACAUAAAAAUUAUAUCAGAGCUAACAGGAAGGGUGGACAUUCAUUUUACUAGUACAGACAGACCGGAUGUUGACCCCAUCACAAACGCUAAAUACCCAUGUUGGGAUACAAAGAACACAAGAAAUAUGAGGACUGGAACGGGUACUGUUGUCUCUGUGUUAGAAGUUAGAGAUGAGGAAUGUCCGUGUCCUGAAUGUGAAGAAUCACCAAGUAGAGUGUUUUAUUUGGUCUAUGUACUUACAGCUAAACAUGUUGUGUUUGAUGACACUGAAGCUCGUCAAAGUUAUUUUCGUAUUGGAUACAACACAGAAAAGUCGCCAUUGCAUCGAUUGUAUGGACUGAGGGUUGUUGAAAGUGACAUGAACGAUGGUCGGUCACUUGUUGAAUAUGUGACUCAUGAAUCCAAAUUUGGCAUUCAUCUCUCCGAUAAUCUAACAAACCUCAAUUUAACUGAGAAGAAAAUUCCAGAACGUUUCCAUUCAACAGAUGACUAUAAACUUGCUGUUAUCGUCUCCCACCCACACGGGGAACCAAAACACGUGACCAUUGGAGAAUGGGUGUAUAGAGAACUUAUAUCUACACCAACUGGCGUAAAGGCUCGUUACUUUUACACGACCGACACAUGUCAAGGUUCCAGUGGUGCAGCUGUUAUUGUCUUAGGUGACAUGUUGCCUCGUGUGGCUGGACGUCCGAUAGAACAUCACAUUUACCACACGACUGACAAUGAUGGACUUAGAGGACGCUGCUUUCGUAUAUUGAGCAAGUGACAUCCCUAGGUCCCGUAUUAAACUGUGCUGCUACUAAAGGGUAACCCAAACAGUUUUGCAAUUUUGGUUUAGUGUCACCCGUCUCAGCAACUAUUAUAUUAAAUUAACUGGAUAAAUCAUUGUUUUCAUAGUGAAUUUAAACUUCUUAUUUCAAUUUGGUGUCACCCUGAAAAUUGUUUCAACGGGUGCGGUUUGCAUUAACGACCCUGCCUAGUAUGACUUACUUCAGUUAAAACUUUGGAAAUUCUGCAGACUCUGUUUUAAGCACAUCAUUUUACUUGAUCUCACAUAAGCUGUCCUAGCUACAUUCCACAGCGUUUGUUAAGGAGUAGGCAGGUGUCAUCAGAAAAAUCGAGAUCUUUUACACUUUUGAUGAAGUUCCUCUGAGUUAUUGUGUCGUUGUUUGUAGUCUUCAGCACGAUCCAGUCGAUUACCAUCAAGAAUAUCAUUGGCUAAAGCAUUCAUUCAUGUUCACUCAUGUCUUUAAUGUGAAAGUGUUUGUUAACUUUCCCUUGUAAACUAAUUGACAGGCAGAGCCUUAAGUAUGAUAUAUAAGUAAAUUUUUGGGUAUACUAUAUUGGUUCAUUAGCUUUUAUUUAGCAUCUUAUUCACAUAUUCACACUAGUAACCAUAAAUGUAUGUAUUCUUCACAAUUAUAAUUGUAUCUAAAAG
This is a messenger RNA of Physella acuta, 1727 nucleotides long. RefSeq lists its product as uncharacterized. The record is from RefSeq and is a predicted model, not a curated record. Lineage: Eukaryota; Metazoa; Mollusca; Gastropoda; Physidae.